Molecule: messenger RNA, 3247 nt
Organism: Rhipicephalus sanguineus (brown dog tick)
Lineage: Eukaryota; Metazoa; Arthropoda; Arachnida; Ixodida; Ixodidae
Gene: msl-2
Product: E3 ubiquitin-protein ligase MSL2
Exons: 2
Coding region: 119-1225 (368 amino acids)
Cellular component (GO): MSL complex
Molecular function (GO): ubiquitin protein ligase activity
Source: RefSeq, a predicted model, not a curated record
AUGGGCAUCCCAUAAACAAAACAUGGAUAGGAACGAGCGCUAAAUGCGCACGAAAAGUCGGUUUUUAAUGUUUUGCGGGCGCGAGGGGGACCUCCGAAGCAAGCCCGCAUUGUGAAUCAUGAACGGUUUGAGUCUGUACCUGGAUUUGUGUCGAAAAGUGUGCGAAUCGGACCCCGAAGACCACAGUGCCUGGGCUGACAUAUAUCGCCUGCUGUCCCUGCUGAGGCAGGCACUUGCGUGCAGUGUGUGUUCCAAUCUCCUGGUCGUCCCGAUGUCUUCUAGUACGUCCAAGUGUCGGCACGCAGUGUGCAAAGGAUGUGUGGGCCAGACGAUGCGGCUAAGCGCGCCAUGCGUCGACUGCAACAACAACACGUCCGGUUUCACCGAGAACAAGCAGCUUCGAAUUGUGCUUCAGUGCUACAAGAAUAUCUGCCGCUAUCUGUGUGCGCCUAGGUUUCAGAGAAAGUGGGGUAGUCUGAAUGGUGGUACAAAUGUCACUUUCAGGGACAUCGUCGUCGAAGGGUCGCGUCUGGCCGAUAACUAUCGGCACGCGGAGCCCACUUCGACGAGCUUACCGUCGACGUCGUCGUCCGCAGUGCCUUCCUUGGCAGCUUCGUCUUCGUUUUCCCCGUCUUUAUCGUCACCGUGUGUAGCAGCAGCAUCCACAACCGUAGUACCUACUCAAGCACCUCGUGUUGUGAAUCGGACUUCGGCCGUGGCCGCGGCCGCAGUGACGAAAAGUGUGAGCGGUGACAGAGCGCGUCGCGCUGUGCUUCUCAAUGGAGAUGCAAUGGCAUUAGCGCACGAUCGUGCCACCUCUGCGCCGUACAAGCUCAUAAAGGUACCCGCAGUGCUGGAGAUCAGCCGAUCCGGUUCGGAUUCGACGUCGGCGCCGGAGGGCGGCAGUGAUUCGGCUGCGGCGCCUCAGACGCCAACGACUGUUCUGCACUACCAGCAGCCAGUGACGGCAGCACGCCGGGGCUGUCGGUGUGGCGCGGCGAGCUUGAACCCUGGCAAGCUGACGUGCUGCGGUCAGCGGUGCCCUUGCUACGUGGCCGGAGCGAGCUGCAAGACGUGUCGCUGCAAGGGUUGCCGGAACCCCGUGGACAAGAUCACCCAGCUCUGGGGCGAGGCGCUGCAAGUGGGCGGCCAGGCGGGAGUCGACGGCAAGCCGACGUCCGAGCCGCGGACACACGUGGUGCACAUUGUGCAGGUUGACGAGUGACGCAACGCCGACGCGUGCCUGGACCAUCGAUGCAUCAUUGUGUUUCAUCUCUUCAUCGAAGCUACCAACCAUGUGGGUCUACCCAUCCGAGGACAACGUGAGCGUGUGCCUUCCUGGGGAAGUUCUUGUGCCGUGGUGGUAGACCUAGUGGGACUUCAGCAUAGCAGCGACCGACUGGCUGAAGACUGCAGGCGGUUUUCGCCAUCGGUCACUUUGUGGGCUCCAUCAAUUUUCGCUGUUCUCGAGCGCGUUGUUGGAAUGCUGGUCGGCAGUCUUGGUUUCUGGUGUUGUACUACUGUCAAGUAUUUAGGUAUUUGGAGGUAGCCGUGACAUGUGGAUGUGAUGGUUAUGGAAUAAGGCACCAUGAUUGCAGACUGCAAAAGAAGAAAGUUUGAUGUGACGUUCAUUGUUGCAUUCACAUUUUUACGGACAUGAAUUAAUUUUCCCCUGAGACACAAAUUUAAACACAAGUUAAAAUAAUGUUUGAUCUAUAACAAGGCCGAGAUUUCUUUAUGAAAAUAGUCAUUACUUCAAGCUUUAAUUUUAUUUAAGGAUCUGCUAUUUCUGUUUGUUCCCUGAGUGAAAAAAAUUUGUGCUAGCUUUGGGCAGCUCCAGCUUCAUAAUAUUCGUAACACUGAUGCACGAGGAGUAGCAAUGACCAUAUAUUGUUACACAAUAAGAACAUUUUAAGUUUGUCAGAUCUUGUUGCAUUAUAUGCAAUUUCUGUGUGCCUUGUAACUACCUACACGGCUACUCUGAAUCCUGUCAUUUGCAGUAAUCGCUGCGUAACUGUACAGUCCAUGGAAGGAUUGCCUAGUAUUAACCGCUUCUCUUUUUAUUAUAAUGAGUUCCUACAUGACAGACAGUCUGCAUUCAUGGUGCCUAUCUUUCACACCUGUGUCAUGUGUUUGAGGAUGGUCCACCAAAUCAUGGUACUCCUGAGAGCCUCUUUAUUCCAACUCCGGAUUAAGCUCAGAAUUUACUAUGCUUGUCACAGUUAGCUGCUAGUCUGCAGUCAAAUUACAGCUCAGAUGCCUGCUGAUCGAAGCAAUAAUUCCAUUUUUCAGGCCACUUCGCAAAACAAAUUAUAUUGUGCCAAAGGGAGUGUAAAGUUGAUGAGACCGCUCUUGAUCUGUCUGCUGUAAGCUAUUAAGAAGUUCUCGUCGGUAUUAUGUAUUGCACUGCUAUGUAAAGGCCAAGGGGAAAUGACUGCCUUGGAAAAUACUGUGGACUUGAGCCAUGCAGACCCCAACCAUCCUUUUGGUGAAAAUGCUUGGCAGCAGUUUUUAAAACUCAGCCCACAAGUGAGAACUACAGCUUAAUGUUCCUGAGUUACCGUGCACUGUUCAUUGUUUUAACCAGGUGUCUGUUGUGUUCAGAUCUCGACAUGCCUUACUUUAGGUGCAAGAUGGGCCAAAAGUUUGGUAAUGAUUUAAAAACUAUCAAACAUUGUUAAUGCUUUGCGUCAUUAUUUUUGUGGAGGGAAGCACUGCAAGGCUGUCAGUGCUGACCACUGAUGACUGCCUGAGAACAAGAUAUCAACUUUCACUUCCACAUAAUUCAUGUUUUAUCAUCACAAAGUAUAGAUGAUGAUUGAAUACAUUAACAUUAAUCCUUACUUGUUGCACUAUGUUAGUAUAUCUCAGUUCAGUAGGCAUUCAUCAUAUCACUCAAACUUCAGCACUGCCAAGGAAGAAGACAUUAGUAUUUGGAAUAAUGCACUAGCUCUGACGGAGCUUGCUGUAUGAACAAGUUUGUUAUGCUCUAACCUAGACAGUAAAAAUUAAUGUAGCACUGACAUUCAAAACAAAACCAUUUCUCAGCUUAUACUGUACAGUGUGCAUGAAUUAAAGUAAUCUGGUUAACAUCCCUGCAUUUCCUUGAAAAAUUUAUGAUUGACACCUCUAAAACUCACUUGCUAGAGGCAUGGCAACACAGCACUUCAACUUCUUGCAUUUUCUCGACAAAUGACUUGAAAAAAAAAAUGUUUUUGUAAUAGGCUCUUUAGAUAGAUGUGAACAU